Calliphora vicina (urban bluebottle blowfly) is the source of this 2056-nucleotide messenger RNA. Its product is annotated as glutathione S-transferase C-terminal domain-containing protein homolog. Gene Ontology annotation, cellular component: cytoplasm. Bases 88 to 1884 code for a protein of 598 amino acids. The transcript is spliced from 2 exons. NCBI's taxonomy places the organism in Eukaryota, Metazoa, Arthropoda, Insecta, Diptera, Calliphoridae. The record is from RefSeq and is a predicted model, not a curated record.
UGUUCUGUUGUUUUCCUAAUAAAGUUUAACUUUUUGUAGAUAAAAUUAAUAAAAACGAAACAAAAUAACAAAAUAGUUAUUUUUAAAAUGGAUCAAUUGUAUAUAGAAAUUGAAUUGAGUACAGUAAAACAUGCUGAAACUGAAAUAUUUACCUCGGUACCAUCAUUUGUUGCUCUAUACAUGUAUCGUUAUUUAAAUAGACCGGAGAAUAUCAAAUUAAAUUUUGUAUGUUCUACUCUAUCAUCAGAAAGGGGUAAAUUAAAAUUGCGUUCCGAAUCAUUGAAGCGUGAGCUGACAGAAGACAGAAUUUUAUGCAAAGAUGGCUCUAAACUGGAAGCUAUACGAGAUUUACGUUUGCCCGUAUUUGCCAAAGAAGGAGAUACAUUUAUUGCGGGUAUGUGUGCAGUUUGUAGGGAAUUAAUUGCACGCCACCCUGCAGCAGAACAUCGGAAACUUUUGGGUUUUAAGGAGAGUUGCUUAUUGGCUCCAUCGGAAGCUUCAAUAUGGACCAGGUUUUGUGAAGUUAAUGUAGUGCAAUCGUUAGCGCAUCUUUUGAGUAGUAUUGAGCAACACAAAGACUAUAGUGAGAUGCCAGUGGAAUGUGCUAGAUUUGAGAGACACAUGAAUGAGCCGGUAAGAAUGCAUAAUAUAUACAAAUUGGCAAGGGAAAAGGCAAAUCAAGAUGUGGGCUCUGGAACGGGGAAAGUGGAAAAGAAACGUAAAAAUAAGAUUAAAAUUGAAUGUUCUGUGCCAAAAGAAAGCUUGGCAAUUGAACAUACCUUUGCGGAAGGAGUGGAUUUCACCAUAGCCGAUUUAAUUCUGUAUCCCUGUAUGCGUUUAAUUUAUCAUAGUUUUCCGAACAUGUUGAUACAAUUUCCCUUAACGAAUACCUGGUUAAAUGAGAUUGAUAAUUUUGAUGGUCAGUGCCAACAUGUCUUAAAUAAUCUUUGUAAUUUCCCCUGUAUAAGCAACUUCACAAAUUGUAUGUUUAAAAUACCUGAUUGUGAUGAUACCAGUCUGUAUAAAAGUGAUCCCAAAAGGUAUAAGCCUCGAAAUCGUAUUUUCACAGAACAAUCUGAAGUUGAGUCCACUCUCAAUAAACUUGAAACAUUGAAAAUAAAUUUUACCAGCGACUGUCCAAUUACAUAUGGCCAAUGUCUUAUUGAUUGGCAAGCUAUAGAGCCAACACAUGCUGAGAGUUCGGCCUUGCCACAGGAAAGAUUAUUGAGGAAACGUCAGCAAUUAGAAAAUUUAGCGAAUGCUGUUGCCUCACUUGCUCACCAAGGACAACGGAUAAUCGACUUUUGCAGCGGUACAGGACAUUUGGGUAUUCUAUUGGCUUUAAAAUUACCACAGUGUGAAAUUAUUUUGAUGGAAAACAAAGCCAUAUCACUGCAGAAGGCCAAACAAAGGACCAAUGAUUUAAAAUUGACAAAUUUAAGAUUUUAUCAAUGCAAUAUUGAUUAUUUUGAGGGAGACUUCGAUGUGGGCACAUCCUUACAUGCGUGUGGUACAGCUACAGACAUUGUUUUGCAACAGUGCCAAAGGGCCAUGGCAAACUUUGUUUGUUGUCCUUGUUGCUAUGGUUCUUUGCAACCAAUGCCUCACAUAAAAUAUCCAUUAAGUAAACAAUUUCGCCAGGUACUGACUGAAAAGGACUUUAUGUACGUUGCUCAUACGGCCGAUCAGGCUCAUGCGUUGGGAACUUUAAACUGUAAGCCAGAAACAACUCGACAGGGACAAUUGUGUAUGGAUAUUGUAGAUACAGAUCGCAAACUUCAAGCAGAGGAGGCUGGUUAUGAGGUGCUACUGACACGUCUAAAACCGGAAAAUUGUACACCAAAAAAUCGUCUAUUGGUAGGACGUUUAUCACAAAAAAAAUAAUUCUAACGAUAUUAAACAAGCUCUGUAGCAACGUUCACUUUAAUUGAAUUCAAACUAAUUUUCCUGCAUUUGCUGUUUCCAAAUAAAUUGUCUCAGGCUAUCGUAGGUUAGAUAUCAAAUAUUUUUUUUUACGGAUUUUAUUGUUUUUAAUAAAUAUUUUUAUAAAUUCCAA